This is a messenger RNA of Ostertagia ostertagi, 291 nucleotides long. NCBI's taxonomy places the organism in Eukaryota, Metazoa, Nematoda, Chromadorea, Rhabditida, Trichostrongylidae. The record is from the annotation of a GenBank genome assembly.
AUGAAAUCCGUGGCUCGCGAGUUAUACACACAGUUGACAGAAGCGUCUCUGAUCAUGUUCAAAGGAGAUCUUAACUAUCGAAAAUUGGUCGGCGAUAGAGAUUGGCCAUACGGUACUCCAUUGAAGACAGCACUGUGCGGUUUUUUGCCGGCGCCGAUACUCGCGCUAAGGACGUUGAAAUCGGAAACGGUAGCCGGUCUUCCGGACGACGUAGCUUCGCGCAUGGAGAAUGAGCCCGACCAAAAGUGGAUGGUGACUGGCGAGUAUGGAAUAGCAGAGCUAGCUUAUUAA